Messenger RNA from Lepisosteus oculatus (spotted gar), 6293 nucleotides. RefSeq names its product sorting nexin 1a (gene snx1a). Gene Ontology annotation, cellular component: endosome membrane; endosome. Lineage: Eukaryota; Metazoa; Chordata; Actinopteri; Semionotiformes; Lepisosteidae. Gene Ontology annotation, biological process: intracellular protein transport; early endosome to Golgi transport. Gene Ontology annotation, molecular function: phosphatidylinositol binding. The record is from RefSeq and is a predicted model, not a curated record.
UUUUUCUCCCCCUCUCUUUCUCUCUCAGUGUGUGCGUCUCCAAUAAAGUUUUGUGAUGCUCGCCGUCUCCUGUUUGCUGUGGAGUAAAAAUGGCGACCAGCUCGGAGCGGAGUCCCCCUCCCUUCCCGGAGUCCGAGGACCCGGAGCCGGAGCCCGCCGCGGGGGACGGGGACAGCGACGAGGGCGAGGAUAUUUUCACUGGCCUUAGCAAAGUGUCGGAACCCAAGACGGAUCCCCUACCCCAGAGCAGCAAUAUCUUCACUACAAACAACACCACAACUGGAACUACAGCCAGCAACACAGUCACCAGUACCAAGACUAAUGGGCUGCAUUCAGAUGAUGAAGAACAGGAUAUAUUUGCAGAAGCCACCGUUGAGCUGUCAUUGGACAGUCCUCGCAGUGACAGGAAGAAGGAACCAGCCAAGCCCUCUGUGCCGGCUCCUGCUCUCGGUGUCACUCCAAGCACUUCCAAGACACAGCCGAAAACUCUGGAAGAGCUGGAAGAAGAGGAGAGCGAGGACAAGUUUGAGCUGAAUAUUGCGGUUACCCAUCCUGAAAAAAUCGGGGAUGGCAUGAAUGCUUAUAUGGUUUACAAAGUGUCUACACAGACCACUUUGCCCAUGUUCAAGAGCAAGACCUUCACUGUGAAGCGGAGGUUCAGUGAUUUCUUGGGGCUCUACGAGAAGCUUUCUGAGAAGCACUCUCAGAACGGAUACAUUGUACCUCCACCUCCAGAAAAGAGCAUACUUGGGAUGACCAAAGUUAAAGUGGGGAAAGAAGACUCGUCCUCGGCAGAGUUUGUAGAAAGGCGGCGCGCAGCCUUAGAAAGGUAUCUUCAGAGAGUAGUCAACCAUCCAUCGUUGUUACAAGACCCAGACGUCCGGGAAUUCCUGGAAAAAGAUGAGUUACCCCGAGCGACGGGCACCCAGGCGCUGAGUGGGGCCGGAUUCCUGAAGAUGCUAAACAGGGCGACGGACGCUGUGAACAAGAUGACCAUCAAGAUGAACGAGUCCGAUGUUUGGUUCGAAGAGAAGCUGCAGGAGGUGGAGAGUGAAGAGCAGCAGUUGAGAAAGCUGCAUGCUGUGGUAGAGGCGUUGGUCAACCACAGGAAAGAGCUCUCCGGCAAUACUGCGGUCUUCGCCAAGAGCGUGGCCAUGCUGGGCAGCUCGGAGGACAACACGGCGCUGUCGCGCGCGCUGUCCCAGCUGGCCGAGGUGGAGGACAAGAUCGAGCAGCUCCACCAGGAGCAGGCCGGCAACGACUUCUUCAUCUUCGCGGAGCUGCUGAGCGACUACGUCCGCCUGCUGGGCGCCGUCAGGGGCUGCUUUGACCAGCGAAUGAAGACCUGGCAGCGGUGGCAGGACGCCCAGACGACGCUCCAGAAGAAACGCGAGACCGAAGCCAAGCUGCUGUGGGCCAACAAGCCGGACAAACUGCAGCAAGCGAAGGACGAGAUCUCGGAGUGGGAGUCCAGAGUAACGCAGUAUGAGAGGGAUUUUGAGAGAAUUUCUGCGACGGUUCGCAAAGAGGUACUCAGGUUUGAGAAAGAGAAGGCCAGAGACCUUAAGACCCAGCUAGUGAAAUAUCUUGAGACACUUCUACAUACACAGCAACAGCUUAUAAAAUACUGGGAAGCCUUCCUACCAGAAGCAAAAGCAAUCGCAUGAUGGGAAGCAGGGAAGUGGAGCGUAUCUCUUGAAAGUCUGCCUUUUUUUAUACACUUUACCUCUCGCCUAGAAACCAAGAAACAAGAUGCGCUGCAAAGGGAAGAUCUAAUCCAUUUUUUAAUUAUAAUAAAGUAUAGCUCUUCAUCUUAACUAUUAUAUUAACAAUUGUAUAUUUCUCAUUUAACUUCCAUAUAUAUUUUCUUAAUGAAAAUCUCUACUGGGAAUGAAAGCUUGGUGGCAAUGUGUUAUUUUUUUUUAUACCUGUAUGUAAAUGUACUGUGUGGGGGGAGGCUUAGGUGUCAGAGAGAGUGUUGAUAGUCACUUUAGAAAACCAGUCCAUAUUGUACCACUAUUGGCUUACUUAUGUCUUUAUUUGCACUUCUGCACCAGCAGAUUAGCCAAUUCAUGGGUUUGUAUAUGAGCUUGCUUCUCCUUUACUACAGAGGCCCUGUCCCUUGAUUGGUGAGGUUCUGAAGCCAUUUCAUGGAAUCAUUUAAAUUUCCUCGGCACAGGUGUCUGUACUGCAAAGAGCCAAGCUUGGCAGAGCAGUUAUUCAUUUACAGUUGGAGUAAAUUUUCUUUCCUGUAGCCAUUGCUCGGGAGUUUAGGGGGAUUGUUGGGUGCCUGUACAUAAGGGGACCCAAUGAUCUAAUGGAAGUCUUCUGAGGAUGAAAGUCCCAGAUCUAUCUGGUUUUAUUCUGGGGAAAGUGCUGGCAGCCUGAUCUUGGUCUGAGUCGACUGCAAUGUUUCCAGCCGUUUCCACAAUAUAAAAAUGGGUAGGAACCAUCUGUACCUGGUUCUUUGAGCCUCAAACCUAUUUCAGAGCCUUUUGUAGUCCAUUUGGCAUGGAGCUAAUUUGAAAUGCCUAGACUUAGUGAUUUGCAUCCCAGCAGGGUGUGUGGGGUGGAGGGCCGGGGGGACAAAUUUAGAUCAUUUCCAAAACUUUUAAGCAUGGAGGAAUAAAAAUUAUUGGUUCAUGAAAACAUGCCACUUGCUUCCAUUUAGUCUUUUGAUUAUGAACGUGUCUAGAUGCACUGUGAUUUGGAAUGUAAAUGUAGCCAUAGGAUGAAUCAGUGGAAAGGCAUCAGUCAAAAUUUAAGCAAACAGUUUAAUAAUAAACUUGGUGUAAAACAGAAUCGGAACACCAGAAAACUGACUCGGAUGUUGCUUAAUUGAAAAUAAUUCUGCUAUUUCCAGCCUGCAGCAGUGGGUUCCAUUUGAGGCAGCAGGAGGCUGCUGUAUUAGCUGGGAUUUCAAAAACGGCAUCCUUGAGGUCUUUUGAAUGUCUGAAUUAGUCAUGUGUACACUUAGCUCCUUCUGAGUCUGGCUUCAUGAUUCUCUUUAUGUACCCAAGAGGUGCGCCCCUAAUCCCUGUGGUGACGCACACAGUCACUUUUCAAGAAAAACAUUUGUAAGUUUACAUCAGUAUUUUAUUACUGCUGAAUAAUAGUAAUUUGUGAUUGUGUUGAGUGACUGGUAUACAGUGUAAAACAGGGGAAGAGCAACAGGUAAAACACAACAGUGUAAGAACACUUACUAAGUGAGAGGAGGAAUUUUGGCCUUUCUAGUUCGUUUAGAGACUAAUUGCUCUUCGGAUUUUAUUUAGCCCUCUUGCAAAGGAAACCAUGGUUUCAGCUUCAACAGUAUGACUGGGAUCAGCUUGGCUUAUUCCAGACUCCUGCAAGACAUUGUGGAGAAAAGGUGCCUCUGGUUUUCUGUUUAAAUGCACAUCCCCGUAGUUUCCACUUGUGUCCUGUAAUGUUUGUGUGGCUUCUGAAGAAGUAGAUUGGAUUGACUUUGACUGUGCCCUGGAGAAUUUUGAAUGCUUGAAUCAGGACCCCUAAUAGUGUUCUGUGUCCAAGACUGUUUAGUUUUUUCCACAUCUGUGUAAGACAUUUCCGUGAGCCCCAGAUGGCAACUGGUUGCUUUUCUCUGGAUUUAUUCCAGAGCAGUAAUAUCCUUUUAUCUGUCACAAUCACCAAAAUUGUGCACAGUGUUCUAAAUGUGGUCUUGCUAGAGCAUUGUACAGUUUUAACAACAUCCCUUGAUUUAAAUUGUAUACAUUUAAUGAUACAUCUCAACAUUGUUUGAUUUGCCAGUGUUUGUGCUGAAAAUGUUGCUAAACUCACGUCUUUUGGAACUAGCCUCAUCAAACUCGGUGUUUCCUCUUUUAUUUUUAUGCUUUUUUUUGCUACUUGCAUAAUUAGCAGCCUGCUUUUGUCUACAUUAAAAGUUAUUUUGCCAUCUGCCAGGUGUUUGCCUAGUCCUGAAUUUAUGCCAAAUCUUUUGGAAUCUCUUUUGCAGCUUCUGCAGUGUUUGCUAAUCUUCCCUUCCUAAUGAGGUAGUAUGUGCAAACAUGACUAAUUUGCCAGUUAUGCCAGCUGUGUUGAGCAGGGAUCCCCAGUCCUGGUCUUACAGGGCCAGUGUCUAUAGGCUUGCAGUGAACUGGGUUUGUAACGACCUGCAUGAGCACGUUGGCUUCUUUGGAUCAGUUCAACAGCUUCUCCUUGCUCUUGAGAUCCUGGUGCUUUAAAAAUACAUGGAACAUCUUCAGAGACCCUCAAGAACAAGGAUUGGGGGCCCUUGUACCCUCUGUUUCCAGUCUGUUAACCAGUUCAUGGUUGAUCCAAGUAUAUAUAGUACCUUAAAAGCCUACCAUCUGCAGUUUGAGAAGUAAUCUUUUAUAAUAUGAUCAAAAGCUUUCUGAAAAUCUAAAUAUACCAGAUGUCUGGUUGCUUGUUCAUAGAACUCUAGCAAGUUAACUAAGAUCUAGUUUUUCUAAUCACUGCUAACUAUCCCCUUGAAACCCAUUACCUCAGGGUUUUUAAGUGCUUCCUGUACUUGUAACCCAUCUGCCUGUUCUUUUUGUAUUGGCUCAGUUUGAGGCUGUUUGUCUUUUCCUUGCUUAGUAAACAUCUGAAAGAUAAUACAUUAGCCAGUUCUCUUUCAUCUUAGUUUCCCAUUUUACUUCUGUAUUGUUCUUCGGUCAAAGCUAUACUGAAAUAUGUGCUGUCUCCCUGGGUGUUUCAAAUAUCUUUUGUAAUCUUUGCUUGUGUUUUGUUUUCCUCAUUUUCCUUACCUGGAUUAAUUUAAGACUUUAUACAGUGCUUUAUUUCUCCUUAACUGUUUGAUUUAUCCAUUUAAGCCAUUGAUUUCCUGACUGAUCUACUGGUGGGAUGAAUCAGUUUUGUGCUCCAAGCUCAAUAUCUUCAACUUGCAGCCACAAAACAUAACAGUUCCAAAAUAUUCAUGUGGAACGUUUUUAUUAGGAUAUAUUCUGCUGAUGCCCAGGUAAGGAUUGACUGUACAGCAAAGUUUACGUUUUUAUUUCUAAAUUUGUAAGUUAAAAGGGUAGCCUGAGAGAUGAGAGAGAACUCAAUUUUGUUCUUCCUGGAGUUUUUUUUUUUAACUAGCACAUAACUGCAUGGGCAUUCCGCUUUGGAUUGAUAACAUCAUAUAUUUUACAUGUGGGGAGAGUAUAGGUGAUUGGUGUUCAUUAGGGCAGAUGGCGUCUGCUGGCCUGGGCCUAGUGGCUCCAGUCAUACCUACUUGUAAUGGACCCCAGUCUGAGCCUUACCCAUGAUGCAGCACUCAAGGAGCAGAAGAAAAAAAUGUGAUUCUGCCACACUUUCUUCAAUUUAAACACCUUUAAUGUUUUCAAAGUGUGUCCACACUAAAGUCCUCGGUCUUUGGCAGCAGCGUAAUGAAUGCUUUGUAUUAGUUUCCCUUUGUUUUCCAGUUGAGUAACUCGCAUGUUAAUAAUUGUCUUCAAUGAGAACUUCAUUGAAAUGACAGGUCUUAGUGCUUGUCCAGCAGGUGUCUGAUGAAGAAUAACAAGUGUUUCAAUCUGUCAGGGCAUCCAUCAACCUUUGGGCGACCACAAUCAGUGCUUUGGAUGAACAGUUCCCAAGCUUUUAAAACGAGCAAUCAUGUACCUGUCCAGUGAACGUGUGUUAACCUUAUUGUCAGGAGCCCACAAUGCAAUCAGUCAGCUUUAUAACCAGAACUGGCUUUGCUAAUCCACCAUUCUUGAUUCAGACAAGCUGCUAAACAAUUUAGCCAGUUUUAAUUAACCAUGUUUUCUCUUCCUCUGAUGGAGAGUUGGGCAUCACCUGAAAUCAUAAACCUUUCAUUGCUGGAUUGCUCUUUUAUUUCUCACACUUACACGAUGCAUUCCCUGACAUGACCAUUGCAAUGCUUUGCUCUUUUCUGUGAUGCUGUUGGUUGAUGAUCUUAUGUGUGAAUGGGUUGGAAAAGGAAUGAAACUUCAUAAACAGAAGAGAUCCAGUAUGGAAAAUCUUUGGUCUUCAAAAGCAUUAUAUGAAAGGUUAAUACUGAUGUUAAAGGUUAAAACAGAUGCAGAAUGGCCACUGGUUUCCUUUUUUUUCAAGUUUCAAUGAAGACCGAAGCCCAUUAUUGUUCAGUGUUUUAUGUUUACAACAUGUAACCCUAUCCCAGCCUGCAGAAAGCAGCAGACAUUUUUGUAAUGUUUUAACAUGUGAGAAUGGCAAAUUAUAAACAUUUGUAGGCAACCUACUGAUAUGUUUAGAAUAUGCCCUUUAACUGUGCUCAGAAAGCAAUUGCUUUAGUUGCCAUAAAUUAUUGAAAAUAAAUUUGUUUAAUAAAA